AUGGCAGCAAAGGCAGCAAAGGCAGCAAGGCAUUACCAGACAAUAAAUCUUGACAACCAUGAUGACUCAGAAAUCAAGCGCGCAGUCUUAGACAGAACUAAGGCCUCUUAUAAUUAUGCAUUGGCGACUUUUGAUAACUUUCUCGAGCUACAUCCAGGGGCAUCCUGGCUACUUAAUAUUUGCUUCUAUAAGGGGUUUAUAAAGUUUGUAAGCAAGAAUAUGCCAGGCCGACUAGAGACGCACCCCACAUUGGAGACAGUAGAAUCCUUUUAUUGCAACUUUAAAGCUGGUCUUCUUUUGCACUGUGACUUUAAGAUCCAAAAGCACAUGUCCACAACUAUUAAGGAAUGGAUAAGGAAAGAUCUCAGGGAUCUCGUCCCCCUUUCAGAUGCGGAAAUGGAUAAAGAUAGUUUUUUACCAAAUAAUCUAAUAGUUCUUCUCACACAGCUCUGGUGCCGAGACUUUAAAAAGUACAGGGAAACCGCCUUUUUGUUAUUAUACUGUUUUAUAUUAGUAAGAACAGGCGAGGUAUAUAAGUUAACAGCCCGGCAAGAAUUGUCACGCAAGCAGUCCUCUACAGUUGGGCAGUACAAAGCAAGGGCUCUUACAGCAUAUUACAAGCAGCAUCCUAUUCACAGCUUUUACAAGUUAUAUAGAGAACACACGCCCCUAUUUUUUAAUCUUUUGGUAUUCUUCUUGCCAUUGGCCUCUGCAGAUCGAGCCUUUUAA
Messenger RNA from Aspergillus uvarum CBS 121591, 729 nucleotides. RefSeq lists its product as uncharacterized. The record is from RefSeq and is a predicted model, not a curated record. The coding region runs from base 1 to 729 and encodes 242 amino acids. The transcript is spliced from 5 exons. Lineage: Eukaryota; Fungi; Ascomycota; Eurotiomycetes; Eurotiales; Aspergillaceae.